Molecule: messenger RNA, 1383 nt
Organism: Brassica napus (rape)
Lineage: Eukaryota; Viridiplantae; Streptophyta; Magnoliopsida; Brassicales; Brassicaceae
Exons: 1
Coding region: 507-1007 (166 amino acids)
Source: RefSeq, a predicted model, not a curated record
AAAUUAAAAAUGUUUAUAGACUAUACUGAAAAGGUACUAAAAAUAGUAAUUAUUUAAUUGACUCAGAUCUUAAUUGACCCAGCAUCUGUAUUCUGUAACGUACCGGACUUGAAAUCUCGAAUUCAAACCAGUUAAUAAUAAUCUUCAAAAUAAGAAAGCGACAGCUGAAAAUUAAAAUUAAAAUUUCCCAAAAUAAACAGAAAAGUCCAAAAAUAACAAAUACUAACAAAAAAGAAAAGAAAAGAAAAGAAAAGAAAAGCGAGAGAUCCGUGAUGCCCAAACGAUUCGCUAUUCCACGCGUCACUGUCUGCGACUAAAACCACGCGCUUCGCUGUUUACCGACUUUUAAUCUCUUCUCAUAUCUUCCCUCUCUUGUCUCCACUAUAAAAUCUCGUGGUUCCCUUCUUCCUUUUCUGCACCGAUACUCCCUCGCUAAUUUCGAAAUUGCCACUGAUUAUUUAAAACGUACCAUCUAAACCGACUAAUUAACCAUAACCGGUUAAGCUAUGGACGGUUUACUGACCGACGAGGAGAGGCUAACUCGGAGUGACUCGGUUGGUAAGAAGCGAGUCAGAGACGAGUUGGAUGAGCUUGUUAUCAACUCGCCUGAUGUAAAGCGGUUGAGAGACGAUUUGUUCGAUGACUCGGGUCAUGACCCAGCGACUCAAGAUCUCGACUCGUUGAUGAAGAGCUUCGAGGAAGAGUUGUCGAACACGACGACGGUGCAAGACUCCGGCGAGGCUCUGCCGGAUCUCGGAUAUCUUUUCGAAGCUUCCGACGACGAACUGGGUUUGCCUCCUCCGCCACCGCCACCGUCAACGCUUCUUCCUCCGUCGUCUGAGGAAACAAAGGAGACGGAGUUGGUACGAGCGUCGUCGGGAGUCGGCGAGCCUGUUACGGGUUUUGGAUCUUUCGAGCUGGAUGAUGGGCUGUUCGAAUAUUCCGAUGUUUGUUUAGAUUCCGGUGACCUGUUUUCAUGGCGGCCGGAAACUCUACCGGCGGAGUAACAAUGUUUAUGGAGUUUUUUUAAAAGCGGGAGAUGAAACGGUGGCGUUUAAACUCGCUUAGUGAUGAUAUAAGAUCUUUAUAUUAUUGUAAGAUUUUAGGAUUAGAGAAAUCAAAGGCGUAGUGUGGGUUAAUGACUUAGAUUGGUAGUUCAUACCCGUCCUCUUUUUCCAGGAUCCGUUCUGUUGAUCUUGAAUCAUCUUCAUCCUGUGUGUUAGCUUUUGUUAAUGUUAAAACUAAACUAUUAUCAAGAGUUUAAUCCCAGAUAUUAGAAUCUGUGUAUAAAGUAAAUGUUCAUAUUGGAUCUUUUUGUUUUAUGUGUGUGACAAUGUUCAAAUUUUCAUAUCAGAAGCUAAUAUAAAGUUCACAAUUUUUCUU